AUGGCAACGCACAGCUCCAAGUGCUACGUGCCGGACGAGACGUUUGUGUGGCUGCCAGCGCAGAUCCUGCGCGAGAUCCAGAGUCAUGACCCGAAGCAGCCGGAGCGAACGAUCGUGCUGCGCGUGUACCCCCCUCCAGGCGACAGCGGUGCGUCUGUAGCGCCGGAAGAGCGCGUGUUAGACUUCAAUGACCGUAAAGUCCAGGCCAUGCUCAAGACAAUGCAGCUUGAGUCGCUGUUGCCGUAUCAGAACGAGAACUUGGGUCCGGAGGGAAUUGAAGACAUGACGGCGCUCAAUUAUCUCCAUGAAGCAGCGAUCCUGUACAACGUCAAGAAGCGGUUCUUGCAAAAGUUGCCAUAUACUUAUACAGGGGAUAUUUGCAUUGCGGUGAAUCCGUACCAGUGGCUACCGGAGCUCUAUUCGGAGCAGACGCAGUCGCAGUACUUGACCAAGUCACGAGAUGAACUGCCCCCUCAUGUGUACGCGACGUCGAUGGCGUCGUAUAAGGACAUGAAACUCCAUGCUGUGAACCAGAGUAUUCUAGUUAGUGGUGAAUCUGGUGCUGGAAAGACCGAGACGACAAAGGUGCUGAUGAAUCAUCUAGCAUCCAUUGCAGGAGGGCUGAAUGACUACACGAUCAAAAAGAUCAUUGAAGUUAAUCCGCUGCUUGAGUCGUUUGGGAACGCCAAGACUGUGCGAAACGACAAUAGUAGUCGAUUUGGGAAGUUCACGCAGCUUCAAUUUGACAGUGACGGCACUUUGGUGGGAGCUAGAUGCAGAACGUACUUGCUGGAAAAGACUCGCGUGAUUUCGCACGAAAUAGCCGAGCGAAACUACCAUAUUUUCUACCAGCUCUUGUCUGCAAGAGACUGUAAAGAGCGGUGGUUUCUGGAUGAUGCAAACGAGUGCUAUGCAUACACGGGUGCACACAAGAUCAGCACGUCUGAGGGUAUGUCGGAUGCCAAACACUUUGAACGCACGAAAACGGCACUUGGACUUAUUGGUGUGUCGGAGAAGCAGCAAGAGUGUCUGUUCGAGGUGCUUGCAGGCAUAGUGCAUCUUGGACAGCUGAAAAUUCGAUCAAAGAAUGGCAACGAAGAGUCGGAAAUCGUACCGAACGACCAAGGCGCAAAGAAUGCGACCAAUCUGUUGGGCAUUUUGACAAAAGAUCUAGAGAAAGCUUUGUGCUCCCGGCAGAUUGCAGUUGCUGGAGAUACAGUGACUGCUUUUUUGAAAAGAGACCAAGCAGAGGAGUGUGCUGGCGCGCUUGCCAAGGCAAUUUACUCGAACGUAUUCGACUGGCUGGUAGAGACGAUCAAUACGUCCUUGGAGAAUGAUACGCAAAUGUGCUACCAUGUGGGCAUUCUCGACAUCUUUGGCUUUGAGCACUUCAAGCAUAACUCGUUUGAGCAGUUCUGCAUCAAUUACGCAAAUGAGAAACUUCAGCAGAAAUUUACGCAGGACGUCUUUAAAACCGUUCAACAUGAGUACGAAGCCGAAGGUAUCGUUUGGAGCCAUAUCGAUUUUGCAGAUAACCAAGAUGUCAUCUCGGUGAUUGAAGACCGUCUUGGUAUUAUAUCGCUGCUCAAUGACGAAGUGAUGCGCCCUAAGGGUAACGACGAGUCGCUGGUGUCGAAGCUUUCCACAAUUCACAAAGAUGAGCAGGAUGUGAUUGAGUUUCCUCGCACCUCUCGCACACAGUUUACUAUCAAGCACUAUGCUGGAGCAGUGACGUACGAAUCACUGGGGUUUCUUGAUAAGCACAAGGACGCUCUUCUCCCUGAUUUGUCCGACUUGAUUCGGGGAUCCUCAAAGCAGUUUUUGCGGACAAUAUUUACCGAAAAGAAUGACGAUCCGGUUACCUCGCGAAAGAAGAGUAGUUGCGGUACUCGAAACGGUCGGGUUUCGAGAGGCGCUUUAGCGGUAGCAAAUGUCGGCACCCAAUUCAAGGACAACCUAAAUGAGCUCAUGUCUAGCAUUCGUGAAACAAAGGUGCACUACGUGCGUUGUGUAAAGCCAAACCAUAACAAGAGUCCGAACGAAAUGAAUCAGCCGAUGGUGGUAUCGCAACUGCGUUGCGCUGGCGUGAUCGAGGCAAUCCGCAUUUCGCGUGUUGCAUACCCAAACCGACUGUUGUUAGAGAAGUUGAUGGACAAGUUUUGGGUGUUCGACGUGGGACAUCGCAAUACUGGUAUACCAAUUAAACGACGGUGCGAGACACUGAUGGAAAGAAUGGGAUUCUCGUCGCCUGAGCAAUACCAAAUAGGAUCUACGUGUAUAUACUUUCGGUAUGGAAUUUUGGAAGAGAUGGAAGACAAAAAGUCGGCAGGGUUGGAACUCCAAGCUCGACACUUGCAGCACUUUAUGCGUGGAUUUUGUUGCAGGCUUCGCUUCCUUAGGAAGUUGCAAGCGAUUCUCAAACUGCAGUCAGUUGCUCGUUGCGUGGUCAUGAUGAAUCGGUACCAGUCAUUCAAGAGUGCUGUGAUCUCUCUCCAGGCGCAUUGGCGUGGAUACAAAGGUCGUCGAAUUGCGCUUGAAGCGAGGGAGAACAAGAGCGCGAUUACAAUCCAGAAGUAUGCUCGCCGCUUUGUCAAACGCGAACAGUUUAAGGGUGAAAGAAAAGGUGCUGUAAAGAUUCAAGCGUUUUUGCGCAUGAAGUAUGAGCGGCCAAAGUACAUGAAGGCACUUCAGGAAAAGAAGCAGCAAGAUGACAUGGAGUUCCAGUUGAGCAAGCUGCAGGAGCGUCUUCACGACGAACAGCGACGAAAUGCUGAUUUGAAGAAGGAUAAUUUGUCUUUGUCGUCCAACGAUAGCCCUCUGUAUACAAACACGAACGGAGCACGCUCUCGCGGGCAAUCAACUGCCCACAUGUGGAUGGCUGAUGCCGACGACAUCAUCAGCCAGCUGAACGAAAAGGCUGGGCGUUUACGCAAAGAGAACGAAGAACAACGUGCCUCAAAUGUGCAGUUGAAAAGGAAGGUUGAGAAAUUGAAGUUCGACCAAACGGUUCUCACCGCGAACUUUCAAGUCAAAAUCCGAGGUUUCCAAGACACGAUUCGAGAAAAGGACAAGAAAUUAGAAGCUGUGAAACGCGAGUGCGUAAAACUUCGCGAGAUCAUUGGCGCCGAUCCUACUUUGUCUAGUCACAAGUCGACACAGAAGGAUCGUCGCUCCGUGUUCCGGAAGUUGGGGUCGAAGAAAGAGUGUGAUGACGUCAGCUACGAUAUCGGUGAUUCAAGCCAACCAUCGACGGCUAUGCAAGCAACACUCACCCAAAAGUCAGCUGAAACUGCAAAGUUCCUCCAUCAGUCUGCACGUCGAAUGGCUUCGUGGCGUAAGAACAGUGGUGCUGACAGUGAUGGUGAGAACCGUUUUUCUGGUAGUGACAUGGCAGAAAUUGGCGGUCGUGCAUCACUUCUGCAAGAGUUCGGCGCAGCUGGUGCUGGUGCAAUGGAGUCGUUGAAGAGCAGACUCGCGGCUGUGAAAGACAAGUACUACGGAGAGGAAGAGUUGCCUACAACUUCGCGUCCGAGUGAUCAUCUUUCUUCAGCUAGUGAGUCGUGCAACUUAGACUCGUUGCCACUUCCUCCUGGCUGGAAAGCGCGUUUGUCUCGCUCGAAGGGAAAGGUGUACUACUGCAAUCCGACCUUGUCCAUUACACAAUGGGACCAUCCAUCGAUCGACACGAGUCGAGCAAAGAAGCAGGGGGUUGCAGCUGCACAGCGCGCGAGACGUGGGGCAUCUCUACUUCGUUAUUCAACAGAUGGCAUGCCGACGAUGGAAGGCCACAUCUAG
Peronospora matthiolae is the source of this 3795-nucleotide messenger RNA. The record is from the annotation of a GenBank genome assembly. NCBI's taxonomy places the organism in Eukaryota, Oomycota, Peronosporomycetes, Peronosporales, Peronosporaceae.